AUGGCCGAGAAACAGCCGCAGGCCCCGGGCGUGCUCAAGACGCCCCUGUUGGCGCCAGCCCCGGGAGUUGUCCCUCCCGCGCGCCAGCCCCUGACGGCCGAGCAGCAGACCAAAUACGACGCCCUGCUGGCCGAGGCCCGCGCCUGGACGGAUAUCACUCCGGCCCCGCCCUCCACCGAACGCCCGGCCGGUCCACUGACCGACGCCGAGCGGCAGUGGCUCACGCGCGAGUGUCUCCUUCGCUACCUGCGCGCGACCAAGUGGAACCAGCUCGAGGCCGCCCGCCGUCUGCGCGACACGCUCGCCUGGCGCCGCGGCUACGGCGUCGGCCCCAACGAAGUCCUGACGCCGGACCACAUCUCGCCCGAGUCCGAAACGGGCAAGCAAAUCCUGCUGGGCUUCGACAAGGAUGCGAGGCCGUGCCAGUACCUCAACCCGGGCCGGCAGAACACCGAGCCCUCACCGCGCCAGGUCCAGCAUCUCGUCUUCAUGGUCGAGCGCGUCAUCGAGCUCAUGCCCGCCGGCCAGGAGACGCUCGCCCUGCUCAUCAACUUCAAGACGAGCAAGAGCCGUUCCAACACGGCGCCUGGCAUUGGUCAGGGCCGCGAGGUGCUCAAUAUUCUGCAGACCCACUACCCCGAGCGUCUCGGCAAGGCUCUCAUUAUCAAUGUGCCCUGGGUGGUCUGGGGCUUCUUCAAGCUCAUCACGCCCUUCAUCGACCCCUUGACGCGCGAGAAGCUCAAGUUCAACGAGGACAUGAAGCAGUAUGUCCCGCGCGAGCAGCUGUGGACCGAAUUCAGCGAGGGCGACCUCCAGUUCGACUACGACCACGCUGAGUACUGGCCCGCCCUAAUGAAGCUGUGCCAGGAGAAGCGCGACGCCAAGCGGGAGCGCUGGAUCGCUGGCGGCAAGCUCAUCGGCGAGCACGAGGACUACCUUGCGGGUGGCGAGGACAAGGGGCUUGCUGCUUCCUCCGCCGUUCCUGCCGCCCCUGCUGCUGCAGGAGAGGCUGUCACGAAGCCUGAUGCGCCGCCGGCCGUCGCGCCGGAGGCUGUCGCUCCUGCGAGUUAG
Molecule: messenger RNA, 1071 nt
Organism: Verticillium nonalfalfae
Lineage: Eukaryota; Fungi; Ascomycota; Sordariomycetes; Glomerellales; Plectosphaerellaceae
Exons: 2
Coding region: 1-1071 (356 amino acids)
Molecular function (GO): phosphatidylinositol transfer activity
Source: RefSeq, a predicted model, not a curated record